Messenger RNA from Aphanomyces astaci, 1031 nucleotides. RefSeq names its product peptidyl-prolyl cis-trans isomerase-like 3. The record is from RefSeq and is a predicted model, not a curated record. The transcript has 5 exons. Bases 1 to 489 code for a protein of 162 amino acids. Gene Ontology annotation, molecular function: peptidyl-prolyl cis-trans isomerase activity. Gene Ontology annotation, biological process: protein folding; protein peptidyl-prolyl isomerization. Lineage: Eukaryota; Oomycota; Saprolegniomycetes; Saprolegniales; Verrucalvaceae. Gene Ontology annotation, cellular component: catalytic step 2 spliceosome.
AUGUCCGUGACUUUGCAUACGAACUUGGGGGAUAUCAAGAUGGAGGUGUUCUGCGACACAGCCCCACGUGCUGCUGAGAAUUUCCUGGCGUUGUGUGCGACCAACAGCUACGACAACACAACAUUUCACAGAAACAUGAAAGGAUUCAUGAUUCAAGGCGGGGAUUCCACAGGCACGGGCAAAGGCGGCGAAAGCAUUUGGGGCGGUGCCAUCGACGACGAAUUCCAUCCACAGAACCGACACAACGUCCGAGGCAUCGUGUCCAUGGCAAACAGCGGCCCGAACACGAACAAGCAGCAGUUCUUCAUCACGUAUGCCAAGCAACCCCGCCUGAACAACGUGUACACGGUGUUUGGCAAAGUCAUCGAUGGGUUCGAUGUGUUGGAUGCCAUGGAGAAAGCGCAGGUCGAUGCGAAGUUCCGACCUCUCAAGGACAUCGUGUUGCGCAACGUCACCAUCCACGCCAACCCCAUUGCCGAUUUCAAAUAAACCAACAACCUUCCGUAUCAUCUAGUUUACAAGCUCCUGGGCUCUUGGACGCGGAUCAUUUGCGUGGGGGGGAUCAACAGCUCGUCGUUCACGGCCGACCCGAGGUACUGCCGCAGCAGCGCCUUGAGCUCGCUGUUCUGCAUCUGCAACGCGGACACGGCGUCAAUGAGCACCUUGCGCUGCUUGAGCACCGUGUUGUACUCGGUCAGGCCCUUCUCCAGCGCCAACCACACGCUACGUGUAGACAUAUCAGCCACUUAUCAACGUCAUGCGGUGCUUUGAACCGUUGGGUGGUGUCGGGAAGGAUCUGCUGGGCACGCGCCCAAAAGUACUUGUCCUCCUUCCGGCCUCUUCCGCCGGCACGAUGAUGACCAUGAUGCUCGUCGUCGUUGUUGUCGUCGUGCUUCUUGACGGCGCGUCGGGGUCGGUUGCCAUGUAACCGCUUCUCUUUGUUCAGUUCCUAUAUCGAGAAAUCGAUGUGGGUGAUUCCAGACAUUUUUACACUGUCACACUAUAUGAUGUGCUUGUAACAAGGUGACAAC